This is a messenger RNA of Arachis duranensis, 783 nucleotides long. RefSeq names its product RNA polymerase II C-terminal domain phosphatase-like 3. Bases 234 to 647 code for a protein of 137 amino acids. NCBI's taxonomy places the organism in Eukaryota, Viridiplantae, Streptophyta, Magnoliopsida, Fabales, Fabaceae. The transcript is spliced from 5 exons. The record is from RefSeq and is a predicted model, not a curated record.
AACAAGCAUUAGGUGGACGAGUUCGAAUCUUGUUAUCAGGAGCUGCUCCUUUGCCUAGACAUGUUGAGGAGUUUAUGAGGGCCACUAGUGGAUCUACAUUAUCACAAGGAUAUGGUCUUACUGAAAGCUGUGCUGGGUGUUUCACAGCAAUAGAGUAAUAUCCACCGGGGAAGAAUAUAUGAAAUAGCAUCUGUUUAGUUGAUUCAAAUGCAAAUGUUAAUGCCAGUGCUGCCAUGUCUUCCAAUCAAUCAUCUUCUGGGUCUGCUGGUGUUAAGGAGAAUGCAAGCGAGGUGGUGAUUGUGGAUGAUGAUAAAGAGGAAGGAGAGUUGGAGGAGGGUGAGAUUGAUGAUGAUGGCGCUGACCCUGAAGCAUCAGUAACAGAGAGGGUUCAGAGUGUUGCUGAAUGUGGUGUAGUUGCUUCAGAUACUGAUUCCACAUCUCAUAAGCUCAGUGUUAGGGAGGUUCUGGAGGGUGUUACAGUUGCUAAUGUGGAGGAAUCCUUUGAGGGGACUUGCUCUACUCAUGGUGCCAUCAGAAAUGAUUUCACUGACUUGACCUCCCCUCAUACUUGGUAUCCACCGGCCAGAAGGAAACAUCGCAGGAUUAUCCUGCAUGUUGGUCCCACAAAUAGUGGUAAAACGCAUUAGGCGUUGAAGCAACUUGAGUCAAGUGAUUCUGGUAACUCCAUUUUUACAGUGUAGGAUGAUAGCCAAGAAAGAGGGAGGAUAAGAGCUUUGUAAAUGGGUUAAGUAUUUUUGCACUAUGCAGGUUUUCCAGUUUUGU